Molecule: messenger RNA, 2356 nt
Organism: Theobroma umbraticum
Lineage: Eukaryota; Viridiplantae; Streptophyta; Magnoliopsida; Malvales; Malvaceae
Product: cysteine-rich receptor-like protein kinase 10
Biological process (GO): defense response to bacterium; protein phosphorylation
Cellular component (GO): plasma membrane
Molecular function (GO): ATP binding; protein serine/threonine kinase activity
Source: RefSeq, a predicted model, not a curated record
UGGCUAAACUUUUUUGCUUUGACUUGAAAUAUGCGGGGAAGGCUGUAUUAUUGCCAAAGCCUAAGACUAGUGGAGAAGAAAGGAAACAAGAGGCCACGAUGACCAAUGCCUUCCGUCAAAAUCUGCCUUGUGCUUGUGUUUCUCUGCAUCUUCAGCUUCACCAGUUUAGCCGACCCAAUGUUCCUGUACCACUUCUGUUCCAACGUGACCGCUUUCACUGGAAACAGCGUCUACAUAAGCAACACCAAUAACCUCUUGACUUAUCUCUCCUCCAACGCCACCGGCCAUGACGGAUUCUACAAGACCACCGCGGGGCAGAACCCUAACAUGGUCUAUGGUCUCUUUCUCUGCCGUGGGGAUGUCCGCCCUAAAAUUUGCCAGGACUGCAUUAACCUUGCUGCUGCCGGCGUAACUCAACGUUGUCCUAACCAAACUUGGGCUAUAAUUUGGUAUGAUCAGUGUAUGCUACGUUACUCGAACGAGUCCAUCUUUUACUCCAUGGCUGAAAGUCCCAAAAAAAAUAUGCGGUAUAAUAGUGAUGUCACGGAACCAGGGCGCUUUAACCGGCUAGUGGCUGCUCUGAUGCAAGACAUAGCAACUCGGGCUUCAAAUGCUUCAAGGGGGGCUAAAAAGUUUGCGACAAAAGAGGAAAAGUUUAAGGCGUUGCAAACAAUUUACAGCCUAGCACAGUGCACACCGGACAUUUCCAGAGGGGAUUGCUACAGAUGCCUUCAGAAAGCUAUUGCAGAUUUGCCAAAUUGUUGCAGUGGAAAAAUAGGAGGAUUAGCUCUGUACCCUAGCUGUACCGUGCAAUACCAAGUUACCCCAUUCUAUGAUAGAAGUAACGAACCUAUAGCAGCUCCGCCCCCAGCGCCGCCUGUACCUCCUCUUGUACUUCCUCCACCACCACCAGGUAAAAGGGGGAUAUCAUCACAGAGAGUAAUCAAAAUUGUUGUUCCAACAGUUAGCCUCUUGGUUUUCUCCACUUUCUGUGUUCUAUGCUGGGAAGCAAGGAAGAAACUAAUCGUGCGAAAAAUGCAAUCUGGUAAAAGUGAAGCUAGGAAUAUGCAAUCUCUGCAAUUUGAUUUGAGUAUAGUUGAAGCUGCCACAGACAAGUUUGCUGAAGUUAACAAGAUUGGUGCGGGCGGAUUUGGCAGCGUCUAUAAGGGUACACUUCCUGAUGGACAAGAAAUAGCUGUCAAGAGGCUAUCAACAAGCUCUGGACAAGGUGAUGAAGAGUUCCAAAAUGAGGUUGUACUGGUAGCCAAACUGCAGCACCGGAAUCUUGUGAAGCUAUUUGGAUAUUGCCUAGACAAAAAGGAGAGGAUGCUCAUUUAUGAAUUUGUGCCCAACAAAAGCCUUGACUACUUUAUAUUUGAUCCUGAAAAACAAAGGCAAUUGGAUUGGUCCAAACGGUACAAAAUAAUUAAAGGGAUUGCUCGAGGGCUGUUAUACCUUCAUUCAGAUUCACACCUCAAAAUCAUACACCGUGAUCUUAAGGCUAGUAAUAUUUUAUUAGGAGAGGACAUGACGCCAAAAAUUUCUGAUUUUGGCAUGGCAAGAAUUGUUGGGGAAAAUAAAAGUGUAGAAUGUACCAAGAGAAUUGUCGGCACAUAUGGUUACAUGUCUCCGGAAUAUGCAAUGCAUGGCCGAUUCUCAGAGAAGUCUGAUGUAUUUAGUUUUGGUAUUUUGAUACUAGAAAUUAUAUGUGGCAAAAUGAAUACAAGCUUUUGUCACUCACAAUAUACUGAAAACCUUCUAACCUAUGUAUGGAGACAUUGGAAGAAUGGGACACCGAUAGAAUUGAUGGAUUCAACCUUACAAGAUUCUUAUGUGAGCAAUGAAGUUCUUAGGUGCAUUCAGAUCGGCCUGUUGUGCGUUCAAGAAGAUCCAAGUGCAAGGCCAACAAUGGCAAGAGUCGUUCUCAUGCUUAGCAGCCCUUCUAUUACUUUAUCAUCACCUCAAAAAACAGCAUUCUAUUUUGGCACCAUAACAGGAUGUAAGUUUUCGGAGCAGCAAUCUGAUCGAUCAGCCUCAGUGAACGAGGCAUCGAUUACUGAACUAUUCCCUCGAUAACCAAAGUGUGCGAAGCGAACUCUAGGAUAAUGCAUCAUGGACAUUGUGAUACUUAAACAUGUAUACGUGGUCGAAAUCUUUGAAAAAAAUUGAUAUUCAAAGUCUUGAUUUAUUUAAUUCGAUGAAUCUCGCGGAGUAAAAAUGGUUCUCUGCUCCGUUCACUCUGUUGUGUAUGUGUUGUUAGGUGAUGGUUGAUGUGUUGCCUUUUUGGUGGUAGAGGAUUCGUUUUUGGAAUAAAACUGGAGAGUAAAAAAGUACACUAGCAACAUUGUUCCCUUUA